GGGAGACGGCUGGCUCUGCUUGGACCCCUCGCCUAACGGAUGGCAGGUGCGAGCGCCAUCAGUUGAGUUUGACCUUCCAGCCCAAAUCAGGACAGCAUCUUUUGAUCAAGCCAUCUCGUCAACCUUGGCUGCCGGACAACCAACGCGCAAACAGCAGACGACAAGAAUCAAUGUCUCCAGACGCAGCCGCUUCCUCAACCGUAUCGCAGGCUGUCGUGCCACCGCCAACGGCUCACCCAGCAGCAACGGCAGCGGCAGCGGCAGCGGCAGCAACGCCACCAUCAGAAAAGCAGCACGCCCCCACACUCGGGAUUGUGGUUGAGUUCUCUGGCGGCCUCGAGAUGCUGUUUUCGCACCAAGUCCGCCACCAACUCGCCCUCCCGAACGCCGACGACCAGGGAAGUCCGGCCACUAUCGCCUUCCUGAUCGGGUAUUUGUGCCGCCACGCAAUGAAGGACGCUCGCAGGCACCUCUUUGUGCUUGACGGCCACCUUCGCCCAGGGAUCCUUGUCUUGAUCAACGACGCCGACUGGGAGCUCGAGGGUGAGGAAGAAUAUGUGAUCCAGCCCGGUGACAACAUCCUAUUCGUCUCGACGCUCCACGGGGGCUGAGAGAUGGGCCUUCCGGUCUCGCCCCAACCACCGAUCCUCCCUAGAGAGGGCCGCAAUAUUCAGCAAGCUUGGAGCCAGUUAUUCCCACCGUCGGAUCAUAAGAGCCGACCCCGGCGUCGGACGAGAACGAGAACUGUCAUAUCGCAGAGGGACCGGGGUGUCUUUGCCCACCGAGGGGGUGAGUGUACAUUGUGUGGCAAUAUCAGUCGCGGCCGCGGGAAGCUCCCGGUGUCUCCUCGGGAGGCAGGCAAGAUACGUGGGCGGAUGCCAGGAGGGGGCGCGUCUAGCCACCCGCCAACCAAACAGCCAGCCAGUCAACAAUGCACUCGUUGCAACGCUCG
Molecule: messenger RNA, 952 nt
Organism: Gaeumannomyces tritici R3-111a-1
Lineage: Eukaryota; Fungi; Ascomycota; Sordariomycetes; Magnaporthales; Magnaporthaceae
Exons: 3
Coding region: 171-611 (146 amino acids)
Biological process (GO): protein urmylation; tRNA thio-modification
Cellular component (GO): cytoplasm; nucleus
Molecular function (GO): protein tag activity
Source: RefSeq, a predicted model, not a curated record